This is a messenger RNA of Zalophus californianus (California sea lion), 3996 nucleotides long. RefSeq names its product CCAAT enhancer binding protein alpha (gene CEBPA). The transcript has a single exon. The record is from RefSeq and is a predicted model, not a curated record. Lineage: Eukaryota; Metazoa; Chordata; Mammalia; Carnivora; Otariidae. The coding region runs from base 1495 to 2565 and encodes 356 amino acids. Gene Ontology annotation, molecular function: DNA-binding transcription factor activity, RNA polymerase II-specific; RNA polymerase II cis-regulatory region sequence-specific DNA binding. Gene Ontology annotation, biological process: regulation of transcription by RNA polymerase II; DNA-templated transcription; myeloid cell differentiation.
CGCACAAAGUCGUAAGGGGCGGUGGGGACGACCUGCGGUCCCGGGAGGCCCCACGGGAGCCGGCGGCGGCCCCCCGCCCCCACCCGCGAUCCCGGGAAUAGAACCGCGAGGCGCCACGUGGCUGGGGAGACGCGCUGCCUGAAACCCCUUCCCCCGGCGGCAGUGAAUGCGGAGGCGGCGGCCAGGGGGCACCCGGGCCUGGCCACCUUGUUCCCCAAGAUCCCGGGAACCACGCGCGCUUCGAACCAUCGGCAGAGUUCUCCCAGUAGGUGCUCGGAUUCUGGGACGCCCCGGCUCCCUUGGCAACCCCGUUCCUACCAGAAUGGGCGGGGAGUGGGGGGAGACAGUGGAUCCUGGUCCGGUUGACUGCCAACCCCGCUUUGGGAUCGCCGUCCCGAGUCAAGUUCGCCCCCUCCCUCUAUGCGCCCCACCUCGCCCCGGUACCCCAGCCCUGGAAUCCAGCUGGGCCCGUCCCGCAGGAAAGAAUUGGCGGCCCAGGGCCGGAUAGCAGCGCCAGCCCCGCGCGCCUAGCAACCCUAGCGCUACGGCUAGGAGAAGUAAUCAAAAAGAAAAAGUUUUCCAGCCCAAGCGGACUGACCGGCAGGGUGCUCCAGGCUCCCCGGCCUCAGCCGCCUCCCAUUCCCUCCGCUCCUCGCGGGGUCCUAGCGCCCGGCGGUGCAGAGCCCGUGGGACCCCAAAGGACUGUGAGAGGCGGAGCGGGGGAGAGGUACUUCUGCGAGGAAUCGGUGGGGUCGCCUGGAGAUCAGAGAUAAAGACGCAAAAUCACCGCGCUCCAGGACGCUUCCCUCGGCCUCUCCGUGCAGCUGUGUGCGCUGGGCCACACGUCCCAAACUGUUCCCUGCCUCCCACCCCCGGCUCCGGCCCCUUCUCCACGCCGCCGCCUAGCAGAGACGCGGCUCCCGAACAGGACUAGUUCUAGCUUUUAAAGCGAGUCCGCGCCGCAGUAGCUCAGAGACCAAGACUGGCCCUCCACCAGCCUCCCGCCACCUCGCCCCCUCCCGGCCCCGCCCCGCCCCGCGCAGCGUCUGGGUGCUCCCGGACUCCCCGACCGUUGGCUGGAAGUGGGUGCCUCGGGGAAGCUAGAGGAGGGGGCCCAGUCACCGACCACGUGUGUGCGGGGGCGACAGCUCGGCCCAGGAUGGGGCAUCGCGCGCGCGUCCGGGUCCCGCUGGCGGGGCAGGGGGUUAGUGGGCGUUGCGCCGGGGCCUCCCGGCCCGCGCCGCACUCCUGCCCCACUCACCACCCCCUCCGGGAGGCAGGCGCUAAGACCCAGGAGGCGCCGCUCCGCCGUCGGACUCUAAAGGGCGACGCCCCCGGUAUAAAUGCGGGGCCCGCGCGGGCCUGGCCAUUCGCGACCGGGAGCUGCGCGGGCGCGAAGGAGUCGGGGCUCCGGGUGGGCGGUGGAAGCAUUGGCGCCCCGCGCAGGCUGGAGGCCGCCGAGGCUCGCCAUGCCGGGAGGACUGUAGCUCCCCCAUGGAGUCGGCCGACUUCUACGAGGCGGAGCCGCGGCCCCCGAUGAGCAGCCACCUCCAGAGUCCCCCGCACGCGCCCAGCAGCGCCGCCUUCGGCUUUCCCCGGGGCGCGGGCUCCGCGCAACCCCCCGCCCCACCUGCCGCCCCGGAGCCGCUGGGCGGCAUCUGCGAACACGAGACGUCCAUCGACAUCAGCGCCUACAUCGACCCGGCCGCCUUCAACGACGAGUUCCUGGCCGACCUGUUCCAGCACAGCCGGCAGCAGGAGAAGGCCAAGGCGGCUGCGGCCCCCGCAGGAGCCGGCGGCGGCGACUUUGACUACACGGGCGCCCCCGGGGGCCCCGGCGGCGCCGUGAUGCCCGGAGGGGCGCACGGGCCCCCUCCUGGCUACGGCUGCGCGGCGGCCGGCUACCUGGACGGCAGGCUGGAGCCCCUGUACGAGCGCGUCGGGGCGCCGGCGCUGCGGCCGCUGGUGAUCAAGCAGGAGCCGCGCGAGGAGGACGAGGCGAAGCAGCUGGCGCUGGCCGGCCUCUUCCCCUACCAGCCGCCGCCGCCGCCGCCCCCGCCGCACCCGCACCCGCACCCGCCGCCCGCGCACCUGGCCGCCCCGCACCUGCAGUUCCAGAUCGCGCACUGCGGCCAGACCACCAUGCACCUGCAGCCCGGCCACCCCACGCCGCCGCCCACGCCCGUGCCCAGCCCUCACGCAGCGCCGGCUCUCGGCCCCGCUGGCUUGCCAGGCCCUGGCGGCGCGCUCAAGGGGCUAGCCGCUGCGCACCCCGACCUCCGCGCGGGCGGCGGCGGCGCGGGCAAAGUCAAGAAGUCGGUGGACAAGAACAGCAACGAGUACCGGGUGCGGCGCGAGCGCAACAACAUCGCCGUGCGCAAGAGCCGGGACAAGGCCAAGCAGCGCAACGUGGAGACACAGCAGAAGGUGCUGGAGCUGACCAGUGACAAUGACCGCCUGCGCAAGCGGGUGGAACAGCUGAGCCGCGAACUGGACACGCUGCGGGGUAUCUUCCGCCAGCUGCCCGAGAGCUCCCUGGUCAAGGCCAUGGGCAACUGCGCGUGAGGCGCGGGGCGGCGGGACCGCCCUGGGCCGGCCGCCGGCUGCGACCCAGGGAGUGGUUUCGGGUCUCCGGAUCUCAAGACUGGCCCAGCGGCGCAAGCCGGGACUAGGAGAUUCCGGUGCCGCCAGAAAGCCUGGCCUGCCGCGCGUGCCCCUUGCCUUCCUCUGCGCCAGAUUCGGUGCGUUUAAGAUGAGGGAUCAGGCGAUGGUUUCUCCCUGCAGGAGAGAAGUGCCGUGGGGCUGAGCCGGGAGUCCUGGCAACUCUAGUAUUAAGGAAUAACCUUGUGCCUUGGAAACGCAAACUCACCGCUCCGAUUCCUACCGAGUAGGGGGAGCAAAUAUGUGCCUUGUCAUUUUAUCUGGAGGGUUCCUGCCUCAUUCCUGAGGCUGCAGGCCCCCAGGAGAGAAGGCAAUGUGCAGGCCCAUGGCAGGAGGAAGGUUCAGGGAGCAGAGAUCCCGACAAGCCAGCCUUAGCCGCUCCUCCAUCGCCUGUCCUUGGAAGGGAGGAAAUACAGGGACUUGGAAGGUUGUUCCCCCAGUUCUACACGAAGGUGGAGGGUCCCUAGUUCCUUGCCUCUAAUCUCCCAGCCUGCAACAGGCUGGGCUUCCCUGGGCAGAACUCACUUAGAUGGGGGUCACCAGGUGACCGGUGGGAGCCCCCUGCCCCCAGUCAGACCAGAAAGCUAGGACAUGGGUUAGCUCUCCGGACAUGUGUUCAUGGGAGUGGCGGCCUGGUGGCGCAGGGAAACCUAGAGCUCUGGUCGGGGGUGGAGGUGGGGGGGGGGUGAAGGGACCCUGGGACCAUCAGCCUUGUACUGUAUGUUGCCAGCAUUGCCAUACAAACAUGAAGCACAAUCUGUCCAUCCCAGAGGGACCGAAGUUAUGAGAAGCUUUCCAAAUAUUUUGCUUUAUCAGCCGAUAUCAACACUUGUAUCUGGCCUCUCUGUGUCCCAGCGGUGCCUUGUGCAAUGUGAAUGCGCACGUCUAUGUUAAACCACCAUUUUAUUUGGUUUUUGUUUUGUUUUGGUUUUGCUCAGAUACUUGCCAAAAUGAGACUCUUUGUCAGCAGCUGCAGGGAGGGUCUGCGGCUCUCUUUCCUUUUGGUUUUUGGGGAUUGCUUUUGCUCCCAGGGGAACCAAAGAGGUGAGGUGGGCUUCCUCUUUCCCUGGGGGGGGGGCUGGGGGGGCUGUGGGCCUCGGUGCCCUCCGGCCUGGGCCGCCCGCAGGCCUGUCCCCCCAGAGGCCCUGGCUCCUGGUCUGGAAGGGAGGCGGCCUCCAGCCAGCAUGCACAGAUCGCUGGGGCUGGGAGCAGGGAAGGACAGCUUGGUUCUCUCCUUUGGGGAGAACGUAGAGUUUCAUGCUAGAUGUUUUAUGUAUUAUAUCUAUAAUAUAAACAUAUCAAAGUAAAUUUUGGUGUCUUUUUAAAACCAGAAAA